AUGUUUGUAUUUUGAAACUAUUAAACCUCUCUAAGGACAAAGCUCAUGAGAAGCGUUUCUAAAGAGGAAGUAAAAACUUCUGUGUUUUUUAUUGGCUCAGAUAAAGCUGCAGGCCCUGAUGGAUUUAAUGGGCAUUUCUUUAAAGCAGCUUGGAAUAUCAUUAAGGAUGAUCUUGUUAUCUCUGUCCAGAGGCUUUUUCUUCUGUAAGAUUCUUAAACAAAUCAAUUCUACUGCUAUUUCUGUAAUCCCUAAGACUAGUAAUUCUCAGAGUCUUGAUGACUUUAUACCAAUUUCUUGCUGCAAUGUACUCAAUAAGAUCAUUUCUAAAGUUAUUACAAACAGACUUAGUCCCUUACUUAUUGGUUUGAUAUCCCCUAAUCAUUAUGUUUUUGUUCCUAAAAGAUCUAUUGAUGAUAAUAUCAUGCUAGCUCAUGAAUUAGUUAAGAAUUAUCAUAUCAAUAAGGAUUACCCCAGAUGUCUUAUCAAAAUUGACUUAAGAAAGGCUUAUGAUUCCAUUUCUUGGGAUUACAUAGAGGAAGUUAUGAUUAUGUUAAUUUUCCUGAUGAUUUUAUCACUCUCAUAAUGAAUUGUGUCAAGACUCCUAGCUACUACAUUGCCUAGAAUGGUAAAAAAUGGGAGGUCUUCAUUUCUGGGAAAGGGUUAAAGCAAGGGGGUCCCAUUUCCCCUUUGCUCUUUGUGAUUUGUAUGAAGUAUUUGUCUAGACUUCUAAGUACCCCUAGUCAUGAGUUUAAAAUUUCAUCAAGGUUGUGGGUCUCUUAAUAUCAACCACUUAAUGUUUGCUGAUGACUUGAUCUUGUUCUGCUAUGGUGAUGUGAAGUUUGUUACUUAUCUUAUGAAUUGUAUCCAGGCUUUUAAAGACACCUUUGGUCUACAUGUGAAUAACAAUAAAAGUCAUGUAUUUUUUUGCAAUGUGGAUGAUAAUGUUAGAAGUAAUAUCAAAAGGAUUCUGAGCUUUGAAGAGGGAACCCUUCCUUUAAGAUAUCUAGGGAGAGUGCAGCUUAUACAAUCUGUGCUGAUGAGUAUGCAAUUUUUCUGGGCCUCUAUUCUUAUUCUGCCUAAGAAAGUUAUCAAAAAAAUUCAGAAAAUUUUCUCUAGAUUAUUAUGGUCUGGUAAAGCUGAUGGUAGAAACAAAGUUAUGGUAGUUUGGAAAGAAAUUGAAAAACUCAAAAAAGAAGGGGGCUUAAAUAUUAAAGACAUGGAAAUGUGGAACAAACCUGCUAAUUGCAAGCGUGUGUGACACAUUAUGAAUGAUCCUAACUCUCUUCGCGUCAAAUGGAUUAAAAGCAAUAAGUUCAAAAAGACUAGCUAUUGAGGAGCUAAGAUUGAUAAUCUUUCUAGCUGGAUUUGGAAGGGCCUGUUCAAUAUUAGAGAAGAGGUGAGCAAAAUUUUUGAGUACAAAAUGGGUAAUGCGAAAAUUACCAUGUUCUGGUGUGAUCCCUGGAUUUAUGGCUGCUCCCUCAUGGAAAAGUUCCCUAGAGUAAAAAUGAGAGGUUCAUGGAUUCAAAAAAAUGCUACGGAGAUUUGGAAAGAUAAUUCUUGGGCCUUAUCUGACCAUUGUUUUGAUAACAAGAAGGCUUGGAGCUACAUUAGAAGUAAUUGCAAAAUCAAUGAUGGUAUUCAAGAUUCUGUCUAUUGGAAAGUUCUGAAAAGAGAUAAAUUUUCUAUAAGUAAAACUUGGGACAUCCUUAGAAGACACUGUGAUGAAGUCCAUUGGCACAAGAUUGUUUGGGGUAUAAACUCUAUUCCCAGGUAUAAUUUUACUCUUUGUCUAGCUAUAAAAAGAAGGUUAAAGACUAAAGAUAAUCUUAAGAAGUAAGGGAUUAUAAAUGAUGAUUGCUGUGAUAUCUGUAAUAAAUUAUUGAAUCUCUAGAUCAUUGUCUUUUUAUUUGUGAGAUUGCUAACAAUAUUUGGAGGAAAAUCCUGCCUGUCUGUGGUUGUAAUGUUGUUAUUAGAUCCUGGAGCAGAUUUAUUAGCUGGUUCUGUAGGAAAGCUAAGGGGAAGAGUAAAUUGACCAUUAUUCGCAUAACAGUUAUCACUACUACUGUCUAUGUUUUGUGGACCACCAGAAAUAAAAAAAAUUCAAGAAAGAAGACUCGAGCUCAUAUCAGAUCAUCACCAAAAUCAGGGGUUUGUUGCUUGAUAAAUUCAGUGAUGCCAGAGGGCUUCCUACUGAGUUUAUUUAUAAUGAUAGAGCUUUAUAAUGUUUCUUGUGUUGGUUGGUUGUCCUCGAGACUUUUAUAACAGUGACUAUCAUCCUUCUUUUUUGUCUUUUGAUUUUUUUAACUUGGAGGCCUAAAGCUUUCGUAUCAGAUUCUUCUUUACUUUCUCUCUUUUGAGUGUGUUGGUUUGCUUUUGGCAGGUCCCUGAGGUUUUUGUAUUAGGGUCUUGCCUUUAGCUUGUUUUCCUGCUAUUUGGUUAGGGGUUUUUAGGUAGUUUUUUUCUUUUUUGUUCAGCUUAGGGAUAGCCCUGAGGUUUCUGUAAUAGGAUCUAUUCUCCUCUACUGUUUGAGCUUUACUUGUUGUAAUCUCAUUUGAUGUUUAUCAAUUGAGCUUUUUUGGUCUUUUUACCAAAAAAAACCUCUCUAAGGACGGGAAUAAAGGGUCAUAUUCAAA
Mercurialis annua (annual mercury) is the source of this 2633-nucleotide messenger RNA. RefSeq lists its product as uncharacterized. Lineage: Eukaryota; Viridiplantae; Streptophyta; Magnoliopsida; Malpighiales; Euphorbiaceae. Bases 743 to 1258 code for a protein of 171 amino acids. The transcript has 2 exons. The record is from RefSeq and is a predicted model, not a curated record.